AUCUCGACUUUCACCUAGCACCUCUGCACGGCCACCAUGCAUUGCCAAACAGAAUCUGGAUCAUUACUGCAGACAAACAGGACCAUUCGAGAUCCCAUUUCAGCGGUUAUCUUCACCAAGCCAAGUCGAUUACUUCGCUGCCUAGGAGUGAGAGGGACGACAAACGGACAAUUCGGGUUGUAACAGGCUUUCCAUGCUCUCCAAACCAUUUGUCCGCAAUUGACCUUGUGGACGAGAAUACGAUAUCACAAAGUAUACCGUAUUUCACGAGUAUCCGUCACGGUAGAAUAACAGCUGAUUAUCUAGUAAUAUCUCAAAAAUCCCCAUAUGUUUUUUGUCAUAACCUAAACAAAUACAUACCUAAAAAAUCUUUUUAUAUAUUCAUUAUUACUGGGUGUUUUUUUCCUAUAUCAUAUAAUAGUGUCAAUAAGUAAACAAAUAUUUAAUUAUUGGACAAACACAAACAUAUUAAGAUCAAUUGCAAUGAAAUAAAUAGUUCGGUUGAAACAUUAAAAAAAAAUGGAAAAACAACUGUUUCAUAUCCAGGAAGUGAAUUAGAAAAUAACUGUGCUGAAUGGUCAUGCAGUAAAGUAUUUGUCGAGGGAGCAGUAAAAUUUUUUAGAUAGAAAUCCUCUCAGAUGCUUAUUUAUUAUAAGCAUGUUGGUGCUUUUGCAGAAUUCGGUUUGUAAUGUAUUAUGAAUUUUCGUACAAAUAGUGAGAAUUUCUGAAACUGACAUGAUUUUUGGACUGGUAUACUUAAAUCAAAGCCAAUCUGGUGUUGUAGUAUAUUGUUAUUGAUAUUAAAGAUUAACCUGAGAACUUUUUUCUGCAAGAUGAAAACUUUGAUCAUGUCUACUAGUCCCCACAUUAUUAUAUUAUUGCUGAGACGUGGAUAAACGAAAGCGUAAAUUAUAUCUAAAAUUGGUUUUAGUUUUAAUAGUGCAAAUUUUAGAGACAAAUAAUUCAUGCUUCAAAAAUUCCAAGAAUUACCACAUAUCUGGAGCAUUAAUCUGAUUAAUGUAACAUCUGGAACUUAUCCUGUGAUUUUUAUAUUGCUAAUUAUCCUUGUUUCUCUGGCCGCAAAAAAAAACAUAUGUUUCAAGUGCUGUUUACUGAUAAUACCAGUGACCUAUUUCAAGUACAAAUUGUACUUUUUAUUUAGCGGCCAGAUAAACAUGGAUGGUUAUUGUCCUUAUAAUUAGGUGGAUAAAGUAGAACUUCCUGGGCGUACCUUCCUCUCAGUACCUGGUUAUGAUGAAAAAAUCGAGUUUGGCGUUUUGGUGCACUUUGCCUAUCAAAUAGAAGGAUCUGAUGAGAGACUAGUUGUUGCAACAACUAGAGUUGAAACAAUGCUUGGUGAUACUGCGGUAGCUGUACAUCCUAAAGAUGAAAGAUACAAACAUCUCCAUGGAAAGUUUGCUGUGCACCCAUUCUGCAAUAGGAAGUUACCAAUCAUAGCUGAUGAUUUUGUAGAACUAGGAUUUGGUACUGGAGCUGUAAAGAUCACUCCUGCUCAUGAUCCUAAUGAUUAUGAGGUUGGAAAGAAACAUAAUUUGCCAUUCAUCACAAUAUUCGAUGACGAAGGGAACAUUGUUGGCGAUUACGGAAAAUUCACUGGCAUGAAACGAUUUCAUGUGAGGAAAGAAAUAGUGAAUGCAUUGAAAGAAAAGGGACUUUAUGUAGAAACUACAAACAACCCAAUGGUUGUACCUAUUUGCAGUCGUAGUAAAGACAUUGUAGAACCAAUGCUCAAACCACAAUGGUAUGUGAAUUGUGGCGAGAUGGCGAAGAAUGCAAUAAAAGUUGUAGAGACAGGUGAAUUGAAAAUAAUUCCAGAAAUGCAUAUAAAAAUUUGGAAUCAUUGGAUGGAAGGUAUUAGAGAUUGGUGCAUUUCAAGGCAGUUGUGGUGGGGCCAUAGGAUACCAGCAUAUUUUGUAACAUUGAAGAAUCAACCUUCUAACAAAAAUUCCCCAUCUGGAGAUGAUAGUGAACAUUGGGUAUCUGGUAGAACAAAAGAAGAGGCCAUGGAAAAGGCAAUAAAAAAAUUCAAUACCACUGAAGAUAAUAUCGUUUUGGCUCAAGAUGAGGAUGUGUUAGACACCUGGUUCUCAUCUGCAUUGUUUCCAUUUUCUAUUUUUGGUUGGCCAGAACAAACUACUGAUCUUAAAGUUCUAUACCCCACUUCUCUUCUUGAAACUGGACAUGACAUUUUGUUCUUUUGGGUAGCCAGAAUGGUGUUCAUGGGUCAAAAGUUGAUUGGAAAGUUGCCAUUCAAGGAAGUGUACUUGCAUCCAAUUGUUAGAGAUGCUCAUGGACGAAAAAUGAGUAAGUCCCUUGGAAAUGUGAUUGAUCCCAUGGAUGUUAUACAUGGCAUAUCACUAGAAGAUUUACAUAAGCAAUUAUACGAUAGUAAUUUGGAUCCAAGGGAGAUCGAGAAAGCAAAACUAGGACAAAAGCAGGAUUAUCCAGAUGGAAUUCCAGAGUGUGGUACUGAUGCGUUGCGUUUUGCUCUCUGUGCCAUGUGCUCAGGCAGAGAUAUUAAUUUGGACAUCCUGCGUGUCCAGGGUUACCGAUUCUUCUGCAAUAAAAUCUGGAAUGCAACUAGAUUUGCUCUGUCAUACUUCACAUACAAUUUUGAGCCACCUACUGAUAACAGAUUUAUCGGAAAUGAGUGCCUUAUGGACCUGUGGAUGUUGAGCAGGCUGGCAACUGCUGUCAGUGAGACUAACAGAGGUUUUGAGAGUUAUGAUUUUGGUCUUGCUACUACGGCCAUUUACAACGUCUGGUUGUACGAGCUUUGCGACGUGUACUUGGAAUGUUUGAAGCCAGUUUUUGCUGGAGAGGACGAGGAAGCAAAGAAAACUGCCCAGAUCACCCUGUAUAGAGCACUAGAAGUUGGUCUACGACUGCUUUCACCAUUCAUGCCCUACAUUACCGAAGAACUGUAUCAACGACUCCCUAGAUCAAAAGAUGUUGCGAAAAUCCCUAGCAUCUGCGUGGCACCCUACCCUGAAUCCAAAGACUGUAGAUGGAAGAACGAGGAUGUUGAAAGUGAAGUAGAAUUUAUGCAGAAAGUUGCAAAGAGCAUAAGAUCUGCAAGAAGCGAUUAUAAUCUUCCGAAUAAAACUAAAACUGAAGCUUACAUCCAGUGUUCCGAGGAUACAACAGCUGAGAUAGUCACCAACUAUACGUCCGCUUUACAGACCUUGGCAUACUGCUCGAAAAUUGCAGUGAAUGAAGAAUCUCCAAACGGAUGUACGAUCAUCACCGUUUCCGAUAAAUGUGAAGUGAAUCUGCUCUUGAAGGGGUUAAUCGACCCUGUGAAAGAAAUAGCUAAGAUCCAAAAGAAAAUCGAGUUUUUACACGGGACGGAAGAAAAGCUGAAAAAGGCAAUGACAGUUGCAGACUAUGAAUCAAAAGUCCCAUUGGAAGUGAGACAGGCUAACGAAGAGAAGUUGAGUCAAUCCACCGCAGAGCUUACUAGGCUAGAGGCAGCUCUUCAAUCUUUAAAGUUGAUGUAAUAGUAUACUGUAGGUUUUGGUACUUUUUUAAAUAUAUCCUGGUUUAUAAGCUUAAAAGCUUUAAUAAUUUAUUUAUUUAUUGUUUGCAAUCUUUUCUUGGUGAUAUAUACUGUGUAAUGCAUUUUGUACCAAACUUCAGUAUUAUUUUGACAUAUUUUGCUAUGAAAUUUCUGACACAAAUAUAAUUUCCAAAUGACA
Molecule: messenger RNA, 3719 nt
Organism: Acanthoscelides obtectus
Lineage: Eukaryota; Metazoa; Arthropoda; Insecta; Coleoptera; Chrysomelidae
Source: the annotation of a GenBank genome assembly